UUCAGGCCUGUCCUGUCUUAGAAAAAAAUUUCACACAUACAUUUGAUCCUUAAAAUUAUAUAUAUACAUACACAUGUUAUGUCUGCUCCACACGCACAUUUUUAGAAGAAAAGGCGAGAAACUAAUCAGCUGUGGAUCAAUCAGUGCGUGUUCUGUGUGAGUGGUGUUCAUUUCGCAGCUCGUGAGGUGAUAGAAACUAGAAAGUGAACAAAACGUUAAUAAAAAGGAAAAAAAAAAGAAAGAAAGGAAGAGGGGCAGAGUUAUUGUGAACUGCCGAGAAAGAGAAAAAAAAAAAGUCCCUUUUGCCGUUCAACUGGAAUCUCCAAGAACAGAGACUAGUUUUAGAGAGAGGGAUUUUAGAGAGAGGGAUUGUAAGGAAUGAAUGGUGUUGUUGAUCUUGAUUCAGAUGAUUCUGAAUUUGUGGAAGUUGAUCCUACUGGAAGAUAUGGAAGGUACAAUGAGAUCCUAGGAAAAGGGGCUUCAAAGACUGUUUAUAGAGCUUUUGAUGAGUAUGAAGGAAUUGAGGUUGCCUGGAACCAAGUGAAGCUUUAUGAUUUUCUCCAAAGUCCGGAAGAUCUCGAGAGGCUUUACUGUGAAAUUCAUCUCCUCAAGACGUUGAAACAUGCCAAUAUUAUGAAGUUCUGCACUUCUUGGGUCGACACAGCUAAUCGGAACAUCAAUUUUGUGACUGAGAUGUUCACUUCUGGUACUCUUAGACAAUACAGGCUGAAACAUAAGAAGGUGAACAUUAGAGCAAUUAAGCAUUGGUGCCGACAAAUUUUGCAAGGUCUUCUUUAUCUCCAUAGCCAUGAUCCACCUGUCAUUCAUAGAGACCUCAAGUGUGACAAUAUAUUCAUCAAUGGAAACCAAGGUGAAGUCAAGAUUGGUGACUUGGGCCUUGCUGCAAUUCUUAGGAAAUCUCAUGCAGCCCGUUGUGUAGGGACACCCGAGUUCAUGGCCCCAGAGGUUUAUGAAGAGGAAUACAACGAGUUAGUCGACAUAUACUCGUUCGGAAUGUGCAUUCUUGAAAUGGUGACGUUCGAGUACCCAUACAGUGAAUGCUCUCAUCCUGCUCAGAUUUACAAGAAAGUCAUCUCUGGAAAAAAACCCGAUGCACUAUACAAAGUAAAGGACCCCGAAGUGCGUAGAUUUGUCGAGAAAUGCCUGGCGACAGUGUCCGACAGGCUGUCGGCUUGGGAGCUUCUGAACGACCCAUUUCUCCAAAUCGAUGAUCACAUUUGCGAUUUAAGGCCUUUAAGUUAUCAGAGGGAGUAUGAUGAUUUUGGGCCUAUACUCGCACAACGCCUCUUGAGUGCACAACACAGCACCACAAGCUCGGUGGUGAAUGGUUAUGGAAAUUUUAUUGGGUAUGAGCCGGAGAACAAUGAGUUAGAGUGCCGGUCAGUUGGGUAUGAAGGUCAAGAGAUGGAGUUUUUCACGGACGAGCACUUGGAGAAUGUGGAUGUCACUAUCAAGGGAAGGAGGAAUGAGGAUGGGAAUAUCUUCUUGAGGCUCAGGAUAGCAGAUAAGGAAGGUCACGUUCGAAACAUAUAUUUUCCCUUCGACAUCGAGACCGACACAGCCUUGAGUGUGGCAGCAGAGAUGGUUGCUGAGCUGGACAUCACUGACCAAGAUGUCACCAAAAUUGCCGAGAUGAUCGAUGGAGAGAUAGCUUCCUUAGUGCCCGGUUGGAAAAGUGGGGCCCACGCAGAUGAAAGCGCGAGCCACAAUAACGCCGUUUGUUGCCACCUCAACUGUGACUCGGAUGAUUCCCUCAAACACAGUUGCGGAGCUGUGCACGGCCGUUUCGAGGAGGUCACAUACGAACUCAACGGGCCCUCCGACCUAAAUUCCAAAAAUACCCCUGGCGACAAAUGUGAAAAUUUCGAACAACUGAUGAAUAAUGAUGAUGACGAGGCAAAAAUUAGUAGAGCCCCAUUGGAGGAUUACGAGAAUGAGAUAAGGCAGGAGCUGAGGUGGCUCAAAGCCAAGUACCAAAUGCAGCUGAGGGGGCUCCGGGAUCGGAAGCUAGGGGUAAAAUCGUCAAAUUGUGAUGCGGGAGGCAAAGAAAAAGGCAAGGGUGAUUUUGAACAUAAAUCUUUUGUGUAUGCGCAUAAUUCUUGUGGUCCGGUGCACCUGGGCACGUCCAAGGAUUUCUACGUGGGCCCCAUGAUGCCGAAUUCCCUUCAUCGCACGACUUCUCUACCUGUGGAUGCAACCGACUCGUGAGAAUUAAUACUUUAUUAUAGAGAUUGGUUGUAUUUUCAUUUCUCAAAAGGAAGAAAAAGUCGCAAAGUUGACUAAGGGUACUGAGAUUUUUGGCCUUGCAAUGGUGUGCCUGGUCUAUUCUUUUUUUGCAACUUGUAGAUUCUUUCAACUUCAAGUGAAAGUGACCUUCACUUGGGGUUGAGAUGAGUAAAUGUACAUCACUAACCAAAUUAUGGUGUGAAAAUAACAAUGUGAAUUGCCACAUUCUUGUUUUGAUGUAACAUUGCCAGAAAAGUAAGUGAUAAAGCCUAGUCUUAGAGUUUGACUGUGUGUUACUUUGAUGAUUGCUUUGGGCUUCCUAAGGUGAGGUUAGGGAGAAAAACUCGUAUUUAUUUUGGACCUUUUGAUUUCAGUACAUUGAACCAUUGAAUUGUUGGAGAAUUGAGAACUGUGGAUAGUAAUUUUUCACAUUAUCUCAACCACUCUGAUUGAGUAUUAACUUGGCUGGCUACUUGAUUGUUCCCUGUGCCACUGAUUUUUUACUUGAAAGCAUUCGAUUGAAUAUAUGAAAACUAAGUGUACCUCUAAUGCUUUAUUUAGUUUGUUGUUUGUCUGAAAAAUCAGCUUAGAUGCCAGUCAAAGUGCUAGGCGGCACCUACAAACGUGAAUUUUCUUCCAUACGGUCCUUCAAGGCGUUCAUGCAAUCAAACGACAUC
This is a messenger RNA of Striga asiatica, 2924 nucleotides long. The record is from the annotation of a GenBank genome assembly. Lineage: Eukaryota; Viridiplantae; Streptophyta; Magnoliopsida; Lamiales; Orobanchaceae.